Telopea speciosissima is the source of this 1752-nucleotide messenger RNA. RefSeq names its product arabinosyltransferase RRA2-like. Gene Ontology annotation, molecular function: glycosyltransferase activity. Gene Ontology annotation, biological process: root hair cell development. Bases 51 to 1349 code for a protein of 432 amino acids. The record is from RefSeq and is a predicted model, not a curated record. The transcript is spliced from 2 exons. Lineage: Eukaryota; Viridiplantae; Streptophyta; Magnoliopsida; Proteales; Proteaceae.
UCCCUCUCUCUCUCUCUCUUUGGAUGUUUGGAACAUAAUACACAAGAGCCAUGACGGGUCGUAGAGACGGGCCAUUGAUGAGACACUACGGACAAUCGAUGCGUGGAUCGAAAAUCGCUGGUGCCAUUGCCAUCGGAAUUCUUCUCGGAUGCGUCUUUGCCUUCUUGUUCCCCAAUGGAUUUUUUCGAUCUAAUCCAUUAAUUCAAGGCCGUCGAACUGGAAAAGCCAGUCUUGAGGUUGAUUCUUGUGAGUCGUCCGAACGGAUCAACUUGUUGAAGUCUGAGUUUGUGUCCGUGUCGCAGAAGAAUUCAGAGUUGAAGAAACAGGUUAGGGAAUUGACUGAAAAGCUUCAGUUGGCUGAACAAUCAAAGGAUCAGGCAGAGAAGCAGGUUGAAGUCAUAGGGGGAAAGAUUAAAGCUGGCCCAUUUGGUACUGUAAAGGGUUUAAGAACCAAUCCAACUGUUGUUCCCGAUGGAUCUGUGAAUCCAAGAUUGGCUAAGAUGCUUGAGAAAGUAGCUGUUCAAAGAGAACUUAUAGUUGCAUUGGCAAAUUCCAAUGUGAAGGAAAUGUUGGAGGUCUGGUUCACUAACAUCAAGAGAGUUGGCAUACCAAAUUAUUUGGUUGUUGCUCUUGAUGAUGAGAUUGUCAAUUUCUGCAAAUCAAAGGAUGUUCCCGUGUACAAAAGAGACCCUGAUAAGGGCAUUGACUCAGUCGCAAGGACAGGAGGCAACCAUGCUGUCUCAGGUUUGAAGUUCCGUAUCCUGAGGGAGUUCUUGCAGCUGGGCUACAGUGUUCUCCUCUCAGAUGUUGAUAUUAUAUACUUGCAGAACCCAUUCAAUUAUCUUUAUCGGGACUCAGAUGUGGAGUCUAUGACUGAUGGCCACAAUAAUAUGACGGCCUAUGGGUACAAUGAUGUUUUCGAUGAGCCUGCAAUGGGUUGGGCCAGAUAUGCACAUACAAUGCGAAUAUGGGUUUUCAACUCUGGCUUCUUUUAUAUAAGGCCUACAAUUCCUUCAAUUGAGCUGCUGGAUCGUGUCGCUGGUCGGCUUUCUCAGGAACCACACUCUUGGGAUCAGGCAGUUUUCAAUGAAGAACUCUUUUACCCCUCACACCCUGGCUAUGAUGGACUUCAUGCAUCCAGGAGAACUAUGGAUUUUUAUCUCUUUAUGAACAGCAAAGUUCUUUUUAAGACUGUGAGGAAGGAUGCUAAGCUAAGCAAGCUCAAGCCUGUCAUCAUUCAUGUGAAUUACCAUCCGGAUAAGCUUCCGAGAAUGAAAGCAGUUGUGAGCUUCUAUGUCGAUGGCAAUCAAGAUGCGUUAAAAGACUUCCCUGAUGGUUCAGAUUGGUAGAACUUAUUCUGGACUCUCAAGACACCACUUCAGUGGUUUCCUAUUUGGUGCAUUUAGUGAUCUUCUUGGGCAAAUUCUGCAAAAUCAACAGAUAGGUUAACCAAUCACUUUUUUUUGAGAACUAUGUGAAAUAUGAGUGUUGCUUCCAAAAGAGUUGGUUUAUAUUGUGAAAUUUUCUUUUGUUAAUGUCAUAACUUUCUGUGAUUUUUUUUAGAUAGUCUACUUCCCAUGUAGGACCUAAUGUGCCAUAUCUAGAGAAAUAUGAUAGGGCUUCAUUAUGGAAGAGGUCAAGUGUUUUUAUUUUUUUAAACUUGUAUUGCGUCACAUUACACUGUAUUAAUCACUCUGGUUCUGUAUUGAUUUUACUUGAACUGAAAAUGAAGCUGGACUUUUUGAAGACCUG